UUUUUUUUUCUUUCCUUCUUUCUUAUUCCGCAAUACGGGUAGCUAGCCGUGUUUCGUCUUUCCCACGUUUACAUUCCGCUAUUUCUCAUCCAGCAAGGACCAGGAAAAGGAAUCCAAGGGGAAAUAUCCGAUAACGGACAUUAUGUAUUUCCCCCCUUUCUAUGUUUUCCAUUUGCCUAGCUUGUACCUAUGUAGCGGUGCCACCAUUCUUUAAACCCCCCUCAUCCACUACCCCCACCACCACCACCGCCAAAUCCAUGUACAUAUAUCGACCCCAAGAUCGAUUCACAGAAACAUACCCCGCAAACAAUCAUAGCUAACACGGCUAACAUGGCUAACGACACCAUCAAGGUAGCCGUCAUCCCUGGCGACGGAAUAGGACUCGAGGUGAUACCAUAUGGUGUCCGUUGCCUGGAAGCAGCCGCUAAAGUGUUCGGCAUUUCAAUAACAUUUGAGACUUUCGACUUUGCUAGCUGUGCAUUUUACCAGAAGCAUGGGGACAUGCUACCUCCAGACUGGAAACAGAAGCUUCUCGGGUUUGAUGCCAUCUAUUUCGGCGCCGUUGGGAUGCCAGAUCUAGUUCCAGACGAGGUCUCCUUAUGGGGAAGUCUGUUGAGGUUUAGGCGUGAAUUUGACCAGUAUAUCAACCUCCGCCCAUGUCGGCUGAUGGCUGGGGUUAAGUCUCCUCUGGCCGACCGGAAGCCUGGAGAUAUCGACUUCUGGAUCGUGCGUGAAAAUACCGAAGGCGAAUAUAGUAGUAUAGGGGGUAAGAUCUUUGAAGGCACUGAUAGGGAGACCGUGAUCCAGGAGACGGUCAUGACGCGGACCGGCAUCGACAGAGUGCUGCGUUAUGCCUUUGACCUUGCGCAGAGCCGGCCGCGCAAGCGACUCACAAGUGCUACGAAAAGCAACGGAAUAAGUAUCACGAUGCCGUACUGGGAUUCCCGGGUCCGCGAAAUGGCUCUCAACUACCCGGAUGUCCAGGUGGAUAAGUACCACAUCGACAUCCUCACUGCCCACUUUGUUCAAAGGCCCAACAUAUUUGAUGUAGUUGUCGGGAGCAACCUAUUUGGCGAUAUCCUAUCCGACUUAGGCCCUGCCUGUACCGGUACAAUUGGGAUCGCACCAUCCGGGAAUAUCAAUCCAGACCGACGGUUCCCAAGCCUUUUCGAACCUGUCCACGGGAGUGCGCCCGAUAUCGCCGGAAAGGGCAUCGCAAACCCGAUUGGUACAAUUUGGGCUGGUCAGAUGAUGCUCCUACACCUCGGCUACCAAGACGCCGCCGCCGCGAUGCUCCAGGCGAUUGAGAAGGUUCUAGCAGGCGGGAAUGAAAAUAUUAUCACCGCUGAUUUAGGUGGUAAGGGGACAACCAAGAGUCUAGGAGAGGCUAUCGAGAGCGAGAUCCUUUCUUUGGGAGGGUGAUGCUUUUAGUCUUGCCUGCCUCAAUGUCGUUCCUUGAAUUAUCAAGGGCAGGUCAAGAGAAAGAACACAACGUAUAGAAUAUCGUGGUCCUUACCUGCUGGGCGUCGUUCCGAACAACAUAUGUACACUAGCACCCGCACCUGAUAUAUUUGACGAUGUUAUGCUUGCCUAUUCAUGGAAAUGAAGACACUGUCUCCUAGCA
This is a messenger RNA of Annulohypoxylon maeteangense, 1624 nucleotides long. Its product is annotated as tartrate dehydrogenase. NCBI's taxonomy places the organism in Eukaryota, Fungi, Ascomycota, Sordariomycetes, Xylariales, Hypoxylaceae. The record is from RefSeq and is a predicted model, not a curated record. Gene Ontology annotation, molecular function: oxidoreductase activity, acting on the CH-OH group of donors, NAD or NADP as acceptor; magnesium ion binding; NAD binding. The transcript has 2 exons. The coding region runs from base 331 to 1422 and encodes 363 amino acids.